Messenger RNA from Melanotaenia boesemani (Boeseman's rainbowfish), 1305 nucleotides. Its product is annotated as gastrula zinc finger protein XlCGF8.2DB-like. The transcript has 2 exons. NCBI's taxonomy places the organism in Eukaryota, Metazoa, Chordata, Actinopteri, Atheriniformes, Melanotaeniidae. The record is from RefSeq and is a predicted model, not a curated record. Gene Ontology annotation, biological process: regulation of transcription by RNA polymerase II. The coding region runs from base 38 to 1135 and encodes 365 amino acids. Gene Ontology annotation, molecular function: RNA polymerase II cis-regulatory region sequence-specific DNA binding; DNA-binding transcription factor activity, RNA polymerase II-specific.
AGAGACAGAAGCUUCAACCUGCAGCUCAGCAACACAGAUGAAAAGAGAACCUGAUGGAGAGGACUGUAAAGGACCAGAACCAUGCAGGAAUCCAAGUCCAGAUAGUCAUUCGCAACCACAUCUGGAUGAAAAAGCUUCAGAGACCAGCGGUGAUGACGAUGAUGAUUAUGAUGACCAUGAUACGAAUGCAGUGUCUUUAGUUUCAGAAUGUGAAAAUGCAGAAAGAGACAAUGAUUUGAGGCCAAUAUCAGUCACUGAAACUACCAAAAGAUCCUUCGGAUACUCAGAGUGUGGUAAACAAUUACUCUCCAAACAGUCUCUUCAGAAACACAUGAAGCUCCAUCCAGAAAAGGAUUCUUCCAUCUCUCUGGUUGAUGAACGUUUUAGAGAGAAACCAAAUGAGAAUCCACAAAAAAAAAGUCACACUGCUGAGAAACCGUUUCCUUGUAGUGAUUGUGGCAAAAAGUUCAGACGUAAGGCUGACCUUAAAUGUCACAUGUGGAUUCAUAAUGGGGAGAAACAGUUUUCUUGUAGUGAUUGUGGCAAGAAGUUUAGAUACAACAGUCAGCUUAAAGAUCACAUGUCGAUUCACACUGGGGAGAAACCGUUUCCUUGUAGUGAUUGUGGCAACAAGUUUAGACGUGAGCGUGACCUUAAAUAUCACAUGUGGAUUCAUAAUGGGGAGAAACAGUUUUCUUGUAGUGAUUGUGGCAAGAAGUUUAGAUAUAACAGUCAGCUUAAAGAUCACAUGUCGAUUCACACUGGGGAGAAACCGUUUCCUUGUAGUGAUUGUGGCAAAAAGUUUAGACGCGAGUGUCACCUUAAAUAUCACAUGUUGAUUCACACUGGGGAGAAACCGUUUCCUUGUAUUGAUUGUGGUAAAGAGUUUAGAUGUAAGGAUACGCUUAAAUCUCACAUGUUGAUUCACACUGGGGAGAAACCAUUUACUUGUAGUGAUUGUGGUAAAGAGUUUAGAUGUAAGAAUACGCUUAAAUAUCACGUGGAUUCACACUGGGGAAAAUCCAUUUCAUGUACUACUUCAUUAACAUCACAGGAGCAAACAACAGCAGAGAACAACCCCUGCUUGGUGACUAUGCGCUACCUAGUGGUCACUAACUCACCACAUCCAUGGUAACAUAUAACUCAAAUACAUAGCGGCCAAAAUGAAAAUAUUGGAACAAGUUGAGGGCCCGUCUGGUUCAGUGUUUAUUAAAAACUUUUUAAUGACCUUAUUGCACACAUUUAACUUGGAACUAACAGAGCCUAUUAGUUAUCACCCAUAAAACAACAUCAAUCAUUAAAUAA